Molecule: messenger RNA, 4955 nt
Organism: Ilex paraguariensis (yerba mate)
Lineage: Eukaryota; Viridiplantae; Streptophyta; Magnoliopsida; Aquifoliales; Aquifoliaceae
Source: the annotation of a GenBank genome assembly
UUGCUGCUGAGAUAUUCCAUAAUUUGCAUGAGGAAGUGAUGGCAACUGCUGCAAGAGGCCAUGGUCUAAUGCUUCGUGUCCAACAGCUUGAGGCAGAAUUUCCUUCAAUCGAGAAGGUGUUGAUUGGCAUCCUAGUCUGUGUAUGGACCAGAACCUAAUCACCCAGGGAGAUUUACCUCGGUUUAUAAUGGACUCAUAUGAAGAGUGCCGGGGUCCACCUCGUUUAUUCCUUUUAGACAAGUUUGACGUUGCGGGUGCUGGGGCAUGUUUAAAACGCUAUACAGAUCCAUCAUUCUUUAAAGUUGAAGCAUCAUCAUCUGGGAUGCGGAAUGCAGAAGUUCAGAGGGAAAAGAAAAUCCGCAAAGCUAAGAAGAAAGGAUCACGCUGGAGGAAUGGAGAAACCCCUGAGAUUUCAUCAAAAUCACAUGCCAAACUCCAUCAGUUGUUUCUGGAGGAGUGUGUUGGGAAUGGUAUUGGUGAUCCUGCACGUCGUGUGAAAUUAAAAAGAAGGCUGAAUGGGUUUCCAUUUGACUCAAAAUCUGGAAAAAGUUACAUGGAGAAGUUUUUGAGGACACCUUCACCAGAUCAUAAAGAGGUUCAUGAAAUCUCUGUUAGUUCCUCACCGUUGAAAUUGUCACCCUGUAGCACUGGUGAUUCAGGGCCUGAAGUACUUGAAAUCAUUGCAGUGGGGUACAAUGAAGGGUCAGUGCAGAGAAAGAGUAGUCCAAGUUCUUCUAAUAUUAGAGGGACUGUUCUAAAUCCAUUCAUGCAUCAGUUGAGUGAGGAUGCCACUGAUGGAGUAAUUUUGACGGUGCCUGAACCCAGCCCUCAUUUUGAAGCAGAUAACAUCUCGCCUACACUUCAUAAGUUGGUAGAUGAAAAGGAAAUAGUGGUUGAUGAGGAAAGCAAAGUGGAUGACAGUCUGGAUAGUGACCAAUCUGAUGAUGUUGGAAGUGAGAUCGAUAGUUACAUGGAUGCCCUUGCUACCAUGGAAUCAGAAAUGGAGACGGACUCUGAGUUUAGAGCCAAGAAUGAUCUGGGCUUUUUAAAUAGUGGAAAGCAGGGAACAGAUUCUGAUGCAAAUGAACAUCUUCAAGCUCAUUUUUCAGAUUCUCAAUCGACAGGAAAUUCUACUGCAUCAGAUGAUUGGAACAGUUCUUCCAGGAAGGGAAUAUCUAGUUUGUCCUACUCUGAUACUCCAAGCACUUUGGCCGAGAAUUCGCCUUCAGAUGAAGAUGUUUCAGCUAAACUUUUAUCAUCUACAAAAAUUCUUGAACCUCAGAUCAUUGGUAUGCCGUCUGACCAGCUCUUUGUUAAUGAAGAGAUUCCAGUGAUCCAACCUCCAGAGCUUGUAGCCUCUGGUGGUGCAUCUGUUGAGGUUGGUGAGAUCCCAAGUGAUAGGGCUGAUGCUGGAGAGCCAUCAUCAGGUUCACAUACUACAGAUCUAGCUCCAAAACUUUUAACUGUGGGUCCGGGAGCAUUAUUGAUGGAAGGAACAUUGGUGGUAUCAGAACUGGGUGAAACAGUCUCCAAUUAUGAGGAACUUAACACUAGAUUCAGUGGGAAAAUUGGGACAAAUCUCAGUGAUAGUUUAUCCCGUACACCAGAUCUCGUUGAUGUUCGUUCCGAGACAAGAGAUGAUUUCCCACCAACAGUAUCUGCUGAAAACCAUCCCAUGGAUGAGUUGGAUGAGGAGGAUCCAAAUGUGUUUCCUGAUGCAUCCAUUCAUUCUUUAAGCAUCUUGGAGGGGACUGUUCAGAAGCAGAGCAGUGAAAGUUUGUCAGAUGACGUGUCUCAAACAAAACAUGCAGAAAGUAAUUGUGCGAAAAAUUUGGUCAACAGUCCGACUAGUUCACCACAUUCAGUUAUGUCACAGGUGGAAGAGGAGCUUUUUGUUCAAACCUUGCCGGAAGUUGAAACUUAUAAUCCAGAUGUAAAGCAUGGAAUAAUUUCUGAAGUAGAUGUUGUUCCAUUGGAUCGGGAGGUAGCAGUAGUUUCUGAAGCAGAUGCUAUUCUAUCAGAUGGGGAGGUAGCACUAAACUGCAAUCCUGUAGUAGAUAGUCCCUGUACGUCAAACGUUGUGGUUAAGCAGGUCUCAGAAAUAUUAGAUGAUGUUCCACCACUUAAUCUUGAUUCAGCAGAACUGGGUGUUUCAGGUUCUGGAGAGAGUACUCUUGAUGAAGCUCUCAGCACAGAAGAUGGUGAAGAGCUGGGUGAAAGUACCCUCAAGAUGGAUUUAAUUGGAAGUAUUGCUGGCACUCGUGAAUUUCUGUCUGAUAUUUCCAACUCUACAAAUCCUGUGUCGCUCACUGAGGUUCACUUACAUUUAGAUGAGAAAGAAACUGAAACAGCUCAAUUUGAACAUGUGCUUGUGGCUGCUGCCCUUGCCAGCGCUGAUAAUGAUGUUAGUGAUGAAGAUGCUGAUUCUCCAUCCAUAAAUCUCAAAAUGUUGCAAGAAAAAUCCCUUUCUUGUCCUGGGGAUGGAGAUUGGUGUGCAUUGGAAACUGUUGAAGCAUGCCUUUCAGAGAAUUAUGAGGAAUCAAAAAAACAGGAGGAAGUGAAUCAGCAGGCAUUUGCUUCACCAGAUUUGGACACCAUUCUGUGCAGUACAGCCUCUUCUGAUCAUUUGGAGUCAGAAUUGCUCAGUAGGGUUCCUGACUAUUUUCUGGCUGCAGAAGCUGAAAAUAGUUUGCAUCUUGAUGAUGCUCCCAUAAUUCCAUCAUCCUCAAGACACAGCGGCUCAGAUUCUGAAUCAGUGUCUCCCCAGCUGGAUGAUUUUAUUGAGAACAUGGAAGAUGCUUCAACUUCAAUUUUGAAACAACAGGCAGUUGCUUCAUCAGUUCCGGACUCCAUUUUGUCCAAUACACUCCCUUGUGAUCAGUCUAACUCAGAAUUUCUUAAUAUUGUUUCGGACUCAUCUCUGGCUGCAGAAGCCAAAAACUGUUUGCAUCUGGAUGAUUCUGCCACAGUCCCAUCAUCUUCAGAGCUCGGUGGCCAUGAUUCAAAACCAAAAUCACUCCAGCAUAGCAGUCUUACUGAAGAGCUGAGAACCCCUCCAGAACAAAAUGUUAAUUCACAGGCUGAUCAACCCGAUGUGGAAUUGCUGAGUGUGACUAAAUCCAGUUCAGAAUCCUUCUCUCAGCCGCGACAGAUAGAACUUCCGAAUGAAAUGGAUCAUGAAAGUCACUUUGGUGCAUGUUCCAAAUCUCGUCCAAUGGACCUACCAAGCCAUUCUUCAGGGGUGGACCCCUUACCAGAGUCUGCCAGCCAUAAACUUGAUGUCCUUGACCAAGCCACGGAUCCAUCGAUCUCAUUCUUUCCUGGCCUUGUCCCACUUCCUGAGCUAAGUCAAAUCAAUUUGGAGGAGAUACCUCCAUUGCCACCUCUUCCUCCAGUUCAGUGGAGGAUAGGGAAGCUUCUACACACGUCCCCAGCUUCAGUGAGAGAUGCUGCACAAUAUAAUGUGGAUUCCUUGCCAUCAAUAUUACCAUCUGCAGCUGAAGAGAAAGCUCAGUUGGGUUAUCCUACUCAGGGGCAAGUAAUCCAACCUUCCGGCUCAUCCUUGCCACCCUCAGCUGUAGAGGAUAAAAAUUCUCAACAUGUCUAUGAACACUUAGCUGGUAAUGUGGUGCAGUCUGAUCAACUCUCAUUGCAAAUACCAACAAUUCUUAAUCAUAGAAACAGUGAGGAUAAUUUUAUUACUUCCUGCAAAACACAAUCUUUGGACCCAUUAUUAACAUUGCCUGCAAGAUAUGGUGAGAUGCCACAACAUAGUUCCCAUGCUGUAGAGAGUGGAAUGACACGACCUAGUGUGGAUUCAAUCUUAACACUAACAAAUGCUGGAGAUGCAGCUUCUACAUAUGAGCCUGUGUCUUCACAUCAAAAACCAUUCCAACAGCAGCAACUAGUAGCACCAGAAAUGAGUUUUGAGGUUGAAAAGCUGGAGCAGAGCUCUGGAAUUUUGGAGGGAAAAGUGGUGAAUCCAUACAACAGACUUGUGUCGCAGCCAUCUGAAGAAUAUGGGCAAACCCAUCAUGUUUUCCUGACUUCAGAGGAAGAAAUUGCAUGGUCAGCUGUAGAAAGUGAAAAGCCAAAUGGGAAUGGGUCAAGUAAACUUCCUCGACCUCGUAAUCCGCUUAUUGAUGCUGUUGCUGCUCAUGACAAAAGCAAGAUGAGGAAGGUGACGGAGCGUGUUCAGCCUCAGAUGCAGAAGGAAAAUGAAAGAGAUUCACUUCUGGAACAGAUCAGAACCAAGUCCUUCAACUUGAAACCAGCAGCAGUGACACGACCAAGCAUUGCGGGCCCUAAAACCAAUUUGAAAGUUGCUGCUAUUUUGGAGAAAGCAAAUGCGAUCCGCCAGGCAUUGGCUGGAAGUGAUGAGGAUGAAGAUGCAGAUAAUUGGAGUGAUUCAUGAAAAACCUUGCUAUAUCACUGCUUCUCUUUCACGGGUUUAUUGCCAUGAAGUAAAUAUCUUGGGAAACCUUGUUCUUCUGCAGUUUACCAUACUCUCUUCAUCGACAUGAAUUGGACGGAGAAUACUUUUUUUCUACUUUUUGGUGAAUAGGAAAUUUCUAUCAUAUGAUUGUAUUCUUUUCUGCUCUACCCUAUAUCAUUGUAUAGUAGCCUCUCUCUCUCUCUCUCUCUCUCUCUCUCUCUCCUGAAAUGUAGUCAAUUGUAGUGUUUUACCCACAAAUAACGUGAGAUGAAAACGUGUGAUACAGCUGGGGUUCGGCAUAUAAGUGCAUCGUCAUUUAGUUUGUGUAGAUUUUGGUUGGUGUAUGUGCACCGGGGUUGUGCAAAGCUUUAUAUGUAAUUCAUGUGGUAUUCAAUUUUGUAUCUAGUAAAUGGGCAUUUGUUAUAACCUGAGUUUUAUGUCUUUUGCCAAAUACUCUGUAUGCUGUACAUCAUUUACCUGAAACAGAUAUGUUGAGUAGAUGAACUGGUUUCAAUCUGUG